Mitosporidium daphniae is the source of this 1614-nucleotide messenger RNA. RefSeq lists its product as uncharacterized. The transcript is spliced from 5 exons. Lineage: Eukaryota; Fungi; Microsporidia. Gene Ontology annotation, cellular component: nucleus; HIR complex. The coding region runs from base 1 to 1614 and encodes 537 amino acids. The record is from RefSeq and is a predicted model, not a curated record. Gene Ontology annotation, biological process: DNA-templated transcription; chromatin organization. Gene Ontology annotation, molecular function: protein binding; nucleosome binding.
AUGUUUGUUCAUUUUCCUGAGUGGAUAUCUCAUGGAGAGGGCGAGAGAGAGCAAAGAAAGAUCCCAAUGUUUAGUAUCUCUUUCAACUGCACGGGAACUGACCUCGCGACUGGCGGCCUUGAUUCUUCAAUUAGAAUAUGGCCCAUCACAAAGCCCUUUUCUACGAGCAAAGAGACUACACGAUUAGAGGGCCAUUCUGGAAGCGUCUUGUGUGUUAGGUGGAGUCCAAUUGACCCCAACCUUUUGGCCUCUUCAUCUGAUGAUUCUGCCGUCAUUAUUUGGGGAAAGCGACCUAACAGUUCUACAUUUGGCCUCUUACAUCGGCUUCUGGACCAUUCUCAAGACUCCCUCUUUUUAGAUGUAACUGGGUUGGCCUGGAACGCCUCUGGAACCAUCUUGGCUUCUUGCGGUGUCGAUAAUUUGGUUAUUCUCUAUGACGCAACGAAUAAAUUCGCCCUAUUAACUAAGCUCUCAGAACAUGAAGGUAUUAUUAAAGGCCUUGCAUGGGAUCCCACUGGACGCCUCUUGGCAGCACAUGGCUCUGGCGUCAUCCUCUGGCGUUCCUCAGAUUGGACCAUCGAAACAAAGAUCACCUGUGAAUCUUUCAGCAAAGCGCCAGACAACGUUUACUAUCAGAGACUGUCGUGGUCGCCAGAUGGAUCGACUAUAGCCACGGCAAAUGGCGUGCUAACGGCAGCCAAAACCCCUUCAAUUCUUCCCGUUUCUGUUUUUAUCACCAAGGUGAAUGAAAAUUCAUGGAUCCAUAAAAAUUCAAGCACACUUUCAUGGAAGCCAUCCAUGGCUCUGAAGGGAUUUGUAGAGCCGGUCGAAGUUGUGCAAUUUUGCCCUGUGAUGUUCAAAUCUCCGAAUGUGUCAUUUUCUGAAUCCAAGGUACUAUCUUAUUGUGCUGUAGGCAGUCAGGAUCAUAGCAUUUCUGUUUGGAGAACCUCUUUUUCGCAGCCCGUCCUUGUCAUCCAGGCUCUUUUCAAACACUCGGUGAUGGAUUUAUCUUGGUCGUGCGAUGGAACAAAAAUUGCAUGUUGUUCCUAUGAUGGAACUGUAAGGAUUUUGGAGUGGGAAGAUGGAGAACUUGGUAUUCCGCAAGAUAGUAGGGUUGGUUUUUCUAAACGUACCCUAGGGAUCCUCACUGAAGUUUCUUAUGCGCCUCCAUUUAAUUUAUCUAAAACACUAGCCGCUGGUGCUGGAUUUUCCGUACAAAAGAACAUAAAGCCUAUUAUAUUAAAGACCAACAAUUUGCAUACGGACUCACUAUCAAAAAGAAGGCGAAUACAACCAACGCUGAUUGAAUCCUAUGAUGAUAUUGAAAGCAAAAACACGCAGGAACAAAAUCUCGAUCACACUAUUUGUUCUACAGGCUCAAGGGAACAAAAAAAGAAUCUCCCCCUGCCCUCUUUGCGGCCGUUUUUAAAUUGCGGUCCUAACUAUUUUAUUGACCAGAAAACCCCAUCAAUAGUUAAAUUAAUCGGCCCCGAUGGAUUCUCGCUUUCUUUGCCUGAAAACGUCUCUUUUGCUCUAAAAGUGGCCUCUUACUUUUUCAUUUCCUCUUUUGAUCAUCCCCGUUUACAUAUCUACGAUGAAAAUGGUGUACAGUAA